Messenger RNA from Adineta steineri, 1677 nucleotides. The record is from the annotation of a GenBank genome assembly. NCBI's taxonomy places the organism in Eukaryota, Metazoa, Rotifera, Eurotatoria, Adinetida, Adinetidae.
AUGCUCACAACUGUCGCUAACGUUCGUCGAGUCGCAUUGUGUGGAACAAAAAUCACCUGGUCGUUUCACAAACGUACUCAAACAGGAGUUUCAUCUAUCGAAACGCAUCCAAAAUCGGUACUGGUGGUUGGAGGUGGACUGGUUGGAUUAUCAACAGCAUUGUUCUUAGCUUCGCGAGAUGUACCAACUGUGCUAGUCGAAAGACAUGCUGGAAGUUCACUGCAUCCUCGAGCAAUUGGCUACACACCAAGAACACUAGAGCUAUUUCGUGCCGUUGGACUCGAAUCACGUAUUCCGCAAGCACCUGCAAAUUUCCGACUCCGCCGCGCGAAAGCUGAAAGUCUGUCAGGAAAAUGGUUCGAAGAAAUCCCAUACACACCACCAACAAAACAGACACAACAGACACAACCAGUUGAGUACUCACCAUGCAGGGGCGCCGCAAUCGCCCAAGACCGUCUCGAGCCGAUCCUUCGUGAGAAGGCGAUCGAACUUGGUGCCGAUGUCAGAUUUAAUACCGAGCACAUCCGCUUCGAACAAGAUGCCAACGGUGUUGUUGCUUGGUUGCGUGAGCGAAAUGGAAAGGAAUACACUUUACGAGCCGCCUAUAUGGUGGCGGCAGAUGGUCAUCGUAGUCCAAUUCGCACUGCGUUGGGUAUCAGUCGCAGUGGACGUGGUCAUAUUCGAUCUGUACGAAGUGUUCUAUUUCGCGCUGACCUUGAAGAAUAUCUUCGGGCAGGUGUUACGCAAUUCGAAAUAAAACAGCCGGACUUCGAAGCUUUUCUCACCACGUACGGGGACGGUCGAUGGGUUCUGAUCUUUUCAGACGACAAAGAACGUGACGAAAAAUCACUGAGAACAAUGAUUUCUAAGGCGAUUGGUAGAUCAGAUCUGGAGAUCGAGAUUCUCACAACCGGUCAUUGGGAGAUAACUGCACUUGUUGCAGAUAGUUUUGCAUCUGGCAGGAUAUUUCUUGCUGGAGAUGCAGCUCAUACGUUGCCACCUAGUCGCGGUGGCUAUGGUGCAAACACAGGUAUUGAUGAUGCGCACAACCUCGCAUGGAAGCUAUCGUCCGUAUUGUCUGGUACAUCGACAGAAAAAUUGCUCGACACCUAUGACGCUGAACGGCGUCCAGUCGCACAACUUCGUCACCAGCAGAUAUUCGUGCGAAUGGAUUACAAGGCAGACGCCAAUGAUACAGCAAAAGAUGUACCAAUCAUCGAUGAGCAAGCGAUAGAAUUUGGGCAAUUGUAUAGAUCUUCGGCAGUGCUAGGUGCUGGUGAGAAGCUUCCACCAGCAUUACGACCUGACCAAUGGGCCGGUCAGCCUGGAACGCGGGCGCCACAUGUUUGGGUAUCAAAAGACGGGAAACGACUCUCAACACUUGAUCUACUCCAAUCUAGCUGGGUGGUACUUGCGGAAGAUGAGCGUUGGUGUACGGCUGCAGCGAAAACUAGCGAACAGCUUGACAUAAAAAUAAAGUGCUUUCAAAUCGGCACCGAUGUAAUACCGGCCGAUUUAGAAGCGUUUCGUACGGCUUUUGGUAUGGGAACGACAGGCGCCUGCUUGAUUCGCCCUGAUGGAUAUAUCGCGUGGCGCUCUACUGACAUACCAACGAGCCCUCUUCAUGCGCUGACCGAUGCCCUCAAGUUGGUGUCAUCCGCUAAGAUUUUGGCUUGA